This is a messenger RNA of Oikopleura dioica, 1359 nucleotides long. The record is from the annotation of a GenBank genome assembly. NCBI's taxonomy places the organism in Eukaryota, Metazoa, Chordata, Appendicularia, Copelata, Oikopleuridae.
AUGAAAGUGCUUGCCUCGGUCCUCUUGGGCCUUUCGCAAGGCGAAAUCGUGAACUGCACGGAAGAAUAUCUCAAACCCCCACUGAAUUUAAAUUGCUCCGGAGAAGCUGCUGACGGUAAUAGUUGCGACACAACCACUCAUCUAUGCUUCACAACGCCUGACUGCUAUACUGAAUACGGAUGUAGACUUAAAGACAGCUGCCCUUGUGGAGCCUCUAAAGAGAACGAUAGUGUUUGCAUUCCUUGUUCCGAUUUCCCAGUUGAUCCAAUACCCCCUCCAUCUCUACCUAUUCCAAUUCCCCCCUUUGACGGUAUCUUCAAAAGCUUUGACUGCACUGUAAAUGGAGAUUUUACGUUGAGCUUGAGAGACUCAACCGGAUUUCCAAAAGGGAGACCUACGAUUCUGCCUGACAAUCGGGAACUCUGCUUCAUUGAUCGCGACACUUCUCAAAAAGUCAAAGAAUUAGCGAAGGAAAAUAUCAUAACCGGUAUUUACGGGGAUGUCGGAGAAUGCAAAUGCCCAUUUAAUCGCUUUAAUGAAGGACCAAUUUCUUUUGACGACUGUGGCGUGUUUAAAGAAUCACAGACACCCAUUCAAGAAGGCGGAGACUUUUACACAGUGUGGACCUUCGGAAUCGGAUUCGAUGAUUUCUACGACCAAACUUCAUACAAUGCUUCAUACUUGAAAUAUCGAGGAUAUAGCUGGGAAUUCGAGUGCAAAAUCAAAACUUCUGGUGAUGUUCAGGAAGCAUUUUCUAGCAUGGCCUGGGAACGACCUAGUGGCACUGGAGAGUAUAAAGCUGAGCUUGAGUUCGACUUGAAGGUUUUUUUCGAAGGUACCCCUGUCACAACGAACGACAUCAUCGAGCUCGAGGAGAACGAUAAUCGAAUCUUUCAAUUCAAUUUAGACGUAGUUAAUGCCCCUGAAAAAUAUAUGCCAUUUUACCGAAAAUGCGACUUAUUUUUUCAUGAUGCAAACGACGUGACAAGCAACCUCUUUAUGCCCGAAAUAAUUAUUGACGGAUGCAUAAAUCCUGCAUACGCUGAAGAAUUCAGAGUAGAAUCCAUUGACACGCCAGGAGACGCGCUCACUUGGUUCCGACCAAAAAUAUUCGAGGAAUCCAACUUUCUCCAGACAGGCGUCCUUGACUGUAAGGUUAGUGGUUGCCAAAACUUCGGUACUCUUGGAUGUACUCCUGGUCCAGCUUGCGUCAGCGAUUACCCUGUCAUAAGAAAUAAUGGAUCUUCAGAAAACGUUGCGAGCGAGGAAGUUUCAGCCGUGGUAGAAAUGAAAGCUUCUGGAACUCUGACCUACGAACUUUCAACACUGCUUUUAUUUCCUCUUUUCUUUUUUAAGUAA